CAGCCGAGCGUGAGAACCCCAGGAGCCCAUUUGAGAUUGGGGGAGGCCUGCUUCACGCCCGGCACACCAUGGAGAAAGUCACGGCCAGAUCCGGCCAGAACAAGGCAGGGAGAUCCGCUGCAAGCAUUUUGUUCAGGUGGAAGAAAUCAGCCCCUGAGUCGCCCAAGGAAGACGUCAAACCUCCGAUCUGCAAAGCGUCGAGAAGCCACGAGAGGGAAAGUGCCCGAACCAACAGUCCUUCUAGAGUUUCGGUGUUGCUUGAGGCUUGGGAGAAAGGGCUUGUAGGAACGGACACCUCGGAGCCACCCAAGUCUUCAGACAACAGGCGCUCCCGCUCUCCAGGGCACGGCCGGCGCUUACGGUUUCCCAAAGAUGCUCCUCACUCUCUUUUCCCAUCGACUGCCAGGGGGUCUUCUUCCCCGUCCGCUUCCUCCGCAGACGUCAGGCGGUCCCUUUCUCCACCAGAUACCAGGAGAUCCUUCUCUUCAGCAGAUACCAAGCAGCCUCUUUCACCCACCGAAUGCCGGAAGCCGCUUUUCCCAACAGACACCCAGCCCUCCUUUUCUCCAGCAGUUAACAAGCGACCUUGUUUCCUAGGAGACUCAAGGAGGUCCCUUUCUCCAGCAGGUACCCGGCCCUCCUUUUCCCCGGAUGAGAGCAGGUGGUCUCGCUCUCCAGCGGAUACCAAACAGUCUUCUUCACCAGCAGGCCGUAGGAGGUCCUUUUCUCCAGCAAGUGUCCAGCAGUCCCUUUCCCCCGCAAACAGCAGGCGCUUCUGCUUCUUGACAGAUGGCCCGGGCUUGCCUUCCUCAGCAAGUGCCCAGAAUCCACUUUCUCCAGUGGAGAGUCCACACUCAUCUCCCACAGCAGAAAACCAUGGUGUGUCUUCUCCAGUGGACAGUCAAUAUUCCUCUCCUUCAACAGACACCAGGUGCUUCCCUUCUGUGGCAGAUAUAAGGCGCCUAUACUCCUCAGUGGAUUCUAGGAUCCCAUCUUCCCCAAUAAGCUCCAGGCAGGAAUUUCCCUCAGGAGAAAGCAAGUUCUUGCGUUCCCCAUCAAACACAGGGAGGUCACCUUCCCUGGCGGACACCAAAUGGCCAUUUUUACCAGCUGAAUCCACGUGCUCAUCUUCUUCAGUGGACACCAGGCGUUCAUCUUUCCGAGGAGAUCUUACCUACUCAUCCUCCUCACCAGACGCUAAAUGCUUGUCUUCCACAGAGGAUAACAAGGCCUCCUCUUCCUUGGAAGAGUCUGGAAGCUUCUCUCCCACAUCACCUGAGACCCAUUCCAAUUCUCUUAGCCCACAGAGAGAUUUUGCAGCUCACGGACCUGUGUUUGCUCAAGUGUAUUCCCCAGCUUCGAAGCCAAAGAGUCAGGGAAAGACAGAGAUGCAAGAAGGUCAUAGCACUCUCGGAUCCAUGUCCCAGAAAGAAAACUACUCCUUCGAUGCUGCUAAGACCUUUCUGGCUGCAGGACUUCAGGGAGAGAACAAUCUUCCAAGCACGGAGAUACCCCAGGAGGGAGACCAUUCUCCCGGUGACAUCAACAUGAGGGCAGAGGAAUUCCACAGGGAAAGUCCUGUGCCAAACAGUGCCACCAUCGUUCCUGAAUCUCUGAGAGAAAGUAUUUCGCACAAUGCCAACAUGCCUAGGUCCCAGACAGAAAGCUACCCCUCGAGAGCUGCCCACACUGCUUUAUCCUAUGGAGGAAACUAUAUGCCCACUGCCACCAGCUCAAGCCCUGAUGAGUCCUGUGUAUUAAGCACCAUGCCCUGCGUUGUCAGCUCCAGCACUGUAGCCAGAUCCCAGACCCAGUGGUAUGGUCCCAACGGUAGUAGCACGGUCGUCUUCCGAUCUGAACGGCAGGUCAUCGUACCGCAAGCCGGAACUGCCACCAUAUACAGAGCGGGACGUGAGGUCGUCAUGUCCAGCUCUGGAACGGGGAGCGUGAACAAACCCCAGCCAGAGAGAUCUCUCCCCUCCAGCUGUAUCACCUGCGUUCCAUCCAAAGAAAACUGGCAGUCCAAGGGGGAUCUCCCAGAGAUCACGUCCCCCAAAGGAUUCCUCUCUUCCCUCUCAGAGGCUCACGGUUACUCCCAGAAGUUGCAGCCAGAAAGUUUCAUGACUCAGACCAGAAGUGCCGAGGCAAAGGAUGCCCAAAGGCAAAGGUGUACACUUGAGCCCAAGCCUGCGUUUGCGUCAAACGGAGAUGCUACCACAGUCAGUGAGGGAGUUGCUCCUUUCAGGAUCCCCGAGAGAGACUGCAGCCUCCUUGAUGAAACUGCCUUCGAGAGGCACAGCAGCCUGUUCCCAGCAAGCCGAUCUGAAAGGAACCAAAGCAUGCCUCUCCCAGGAGGCCCUGUUGCCAAUGGACCAGAACAGGACAACAGCGUGUCAAGGGUUGAGAAAGCCAGUACCUGGGGUUGCCAGGGAAUUUGGUGCUCACCAGAUAAUGCUGAAGAUCCCGGGAUCUGUAGGAUGUCCACUGGAUCACAGGAAAUGGCUCCAAGCAAAGAGGAAGACGCCUGCCAGAGUGAGCUAAGAGAUGAACAACGAGGUCCAAGAACGGACUCCUCAGUAUUUGCUACAGAAUCCAACAUUCCCCUUGAUCACAUGAUAGACUCUUCCCAGGAAUCUGUGAGCCAGAAAACAGAAAGUAGGGACAGGAGAGAUGAACCGGAACCCGAGGAAGCAGCAGACAUGGUCCUUUUCGUGGAUACUCUUCGCAACAUGGAGCCCGCUGACCUCCGAAAGCCCUUGAAACUCCUCCCCAGACCUCCACGCCCCUCAGCGCUGGCAAAGCACACACCCCUCCCGCCCAUCCAUGAGGACCACGUCGCCCCCAAGUCUCAGAUUUCCCUCCCAGCAUCUCUAGGUGAGCUGUUCACGCUGACCGAGGAGAGGCACCUAGAGGAAGUGCCCAAGAAGGAAGACGAAGCGGUUGCUGAAGAAGACUUGGAGGAGAUCGAGAAUCCGUACCCCAGUAAGGAGGACACACAGGAGGAUAAAAACCAGGCUGGGAAAACUUACCCUUGGGAAAACAACACCUUCAAGACCGAGGAGGAGUUUGGGUCCUUCCUGGGGAAGCUGCAAAAAAGCUUUGAGGACCCAGAACCCAGAGGCAUUGCUCCAAAAGCAAUAGCUAACCAAACCAACAUGAUCAGAGCCAACAUUCUUAAAGGCAUGUCUAUUUUGUCUAGCUUCUCAGAACGGAAGGCGGUGGAGGAGAAUAAGCCUUAUUCCCGCCUGGACAACAGCCUCUUGUACAGCAGGUUCAUUUCCCCGGAGAAGGCUCAACUCAAAGAUCCAGCAAAAGGGAAAGAAGCAAGAUCCUCCCUGAUUCCCUUGAACCCAGCUGGAGUGAAAAUUAAGAGGGAAGGGCAGGCAUCUCCAAAUGGCCCUUGGCUUGAAGGCACAUACGGACGUCUGAGCUGUGAGUCGUUGCCAUCAGGGCGACCCGAUCCUUCUUCCAGGCUGCCAGGGGCCAGCAGAAACUCCAAAGGGAUGACUGCUCUGGUCAAGGAGGCCAAGACAGCAUCAAGGUCAGAAGUUCAGUUCCGGGAAGAAAAUAAGAUUUUGAAGAAGGUUAACGUGAGGCCUGGAAAGAUCAUUUUGUACUCUGAGUCGGGCUUUGGAGGUCAGAAGAGAGACAUCUGGGGCGAUGUCACCGAUGCCACAUCGUGGCUUCUCUCCCAUACCAUUUCCAUCCAAGUGGUCCGAGGAGGAUGGGUGAUGUAUGAGAAGCCCCGGUUCCAUGGGCGGAAGUGUGUGCUUGCCGAAGGCGAUGUGGAGAUCAGCAAUCCUUGGAGGAUAUACGAUAAAGAAGGGGAAGGAGCUGAGAAUGCACCGUUCUGCAUUGGUUCGCUUAGAAGAGUUGUGUGUGACUACAGGAUCCCUGAGAUCAGUUUGUUCUCCGAGGAGAACGGAGAAGGCACAAAGCAGAAGUUCACAGAUUCCUCAGAGGACACGCAGAUCCACGGCCAGCCCUUGAAGGCAGCUUCCAUCAUUGUACACUCCGGCCUGUGGCUUCUUUACUCAAAACCAUUCUUUGAUGAUGACCCUUACGUGUUGGAACCAGGAGGGUAUCCCAACCGGCAUGCCUGGGGAGCAAAGGACCCCUCCAUCUGCUCCAUGCAUCCAAUUAAGCUGGGCAGUCCUGUUGUCGAAAAUCCUGGCGAACCCAAGGCCCUAAUUUAUGAAAGGCCACAUUUCCAGGGCUGUAGCUGGGAAGUGAGUCGAGAUAUUUAUGACUUGAAGAAGCCAGAAAACAACCAGCACUCCAAGAUGCUGAGGGCAGGCUCUCUGAGAAUCAUGGGUGGCUGCUGGGUGGGUUAUGAAAAGGAAGGUUUCCGUGGCCACCAGUACCUGCUGGAGGAAGGAGAAUACUACGACUGGACCCAAUGGGGAGGCUAUGAUGAAGAGCUAGUGUCACUUCGGCUGAUCCGAACGGAUUUCUUGGAUCCAGCCCUUGUGCUGUUCGAGGCAAUGGACUUUGAAGACGGCCCCAGCAUUGAGCUCAGCGAAGCAUUGCCAGAUGUUGAGCUUGCCAGUUAUGGGACAACCACACAGUCCAUCCAUGUCCUGAGUGGCGUGUGGGUGGCUUACGAAGGCAGGAAUUUCACGGGGGAACAAUAUAUCCUGGAGAAAGGCGUGUACCGCAACUGCGAAGAUUGGGGAGCCAGCGACUGCCAGAUCUCCUCCGUGCAACCUAUCCUACAGGUUGGGGAACACAGUCUACACUUCGUUUCUAAGAUCCAGCUUUUCUCGGAUCCAGACUUCCUGGGGCACCAGGUCUCUUUUGAGGAAGACCAAGAAUCCCUUCCAGAGUAUUUCAUCCCACGCUCCUGCAGGGUCAAUGGAGGCAGUUGGAUUCUCUAUGACGGCCAGCAGUUUGAAGGGGAACAACACGUCCUCUCCGAAGGCGAGUAUCCAACGUUGACGUCCAUGGGUUGCCUCUUCACCACAGCCAUCUGCUCGCUGAAGAAGGUCCCCAUAUUCUUCUCCGAGCCCUCCAUCUUCCUGCACGGACUGGAGUGCUUCGAAGGGAAGGAGAUAGAGCUGAACGGGGAGGUGCGCAGCCUGCAGGCCGAGGGGUUCAACAACCACGUGCUCUCGGUACGGGUGAAGGGAGGAAUUUGGGUGCUGUGUGAACACAGUGACUUCCGAGGCCGCCAGUGGCUGUUGGAAUGCAUGGAGAUCACCAACUGGUUGACAUACAGCGGGCUUCAGCAUAUUGGCUCCCUUUACCCCAUCAGGCAGAAACGGAUCUACUUCCGGAUAAAGAAUGUAGAGCUGAAGUCCUUCCUCUCUGUCCCAGAUGAUGUUGAAGACAUGAAAGCUGGCCGUGUUCUGGUCUCUGAGCCCAGUGACAAGAGCAGCUCCAUCUGGUACUAUGAAGAAGGGCUUCUGAAGAAUCAGGUUGCGCCCUACAUGAGCCUGCAGGUGAUCGGCCCGGCGGGGAAGGGCUGCAAGGUGGUGCUGUGGUCCGAGAGCCGAGUGCCCCGUCAGACGUGGCGCAUGGAUUCCUUUGGCAGGAUCUGCAGUCAGAUGUUUGAAGACAGGAUCCUGGAUGUGAAAGGUGGCACGUCUUACGACCGAGAUCAUGCCAUCCUCUGGGAGUCAUCUGAAGAAAGACCCACGCAGAUCUGGGAUUUCCAGGUGCUCUGAAAGAAGGCACAGACUGGAGGGCAUGACAUGGACGGAUCCAGAAUUCACUUUGGAAGUUGUUGACGUUCACCCUUUCCAGAUCAUUCAGCGGUUUUGAGGUGCUGAAAAGAUGUAUCCUUCUGGCUUGGCAUCUGGGCAGCAGGUCCUCUUUUGCCUACUGCUUUUAUUGACUCAUGGAAAAGGCAGACAUUUUCUGUCCAGGUGAAAGACUCCUGGUUCUUCUUGUGAUGGGGAAGAAAGCCACAAUGGAUCCCUUUUUCUGAUGCUCACAGUUAAGUCCAACAAUCACAAAUGACUGAGAAUGCUGUAGCGUUUUAAAAGGUGAUGGACAAAGAGAAGAUGAAACACACACACCCCAUACACGCAGAAGGAGUCAAGAUCCUGAGGCUUGCUGGUGUCCUUAUGCACACAAACACAAAUAUCCUUGCCCCAGUCUCUCUUUUUUCAAAGGGAAUAGGCUAUGCUGAAAACUUUGUGUAUGCACUUCUGUAUGAUAGGAUGCCUUUUAUAAAUCCCAUCUCUGGCUGGUUUGUUGGGUUCUCUUCUUUGCCACGGGGACAUGCUCCUGGGCGGCUGCUGUGUUCGAUAAGGUGUCGUCUUUCCUUUCCUCCAAGUAGCUCAAGGCAACAGACGUGUUCCUUCUCGCUCUUUUUAUCCUCCUAGCAGCCUUGCGAGGUAGGCCAGGCUACGAGAAAGGGAUUGCUGCGAAAGUCAUCCCAUGAGCUUCACAGACAAGAGGGAGAUUUGAAUAUGGUUCUUCCCAGUCCGGCACUCUAGUGUUUACACACACACACACACACGAUGGCCAAAGGGUGCCCCUAAAACCAAAUAGCCAUAAAAUGUAUGGGUUUGCCCACAAGGAUUGUGAUGGAAAAUAGGGAUUUCAUUCAUUUUUCUGCCAUAAAUUUACCAGCAUCCACAUGUUCCAGGAUGAACAGGAUGGAAAUAAUGGGAGAUUUGGAUGAUGGGGGGGGGAGUCAAACGUGGGGGGAAAAGCAAAACUGACAGAUUUCUCUUAUCUGUCACUGAUCCAGGAACUGCCAGAUAGCUGCUAGAUAGCUCAGUGGUUUAGGCCUCUGGCUGUGGAGCAAGAGGUUGGGAGUUUGAUUAUACUCCACUUCCAACUGGCACUGUAUUUGUGAUCAGCCCAUAGUGGCUUCAAACUUCUCUGUACCACUGAGGGAUGCAAGGGUGGAGGGUAAGGGGCCAAGUGGAAAGUAGCUCUGCCUGCACAGGAUCAUUGCCUCCAUGAGGUCUGCGCCAUAUUGGUUCUACUUCUUGGGCUACCAUCAGUGGAGGCUCUGAUUUUUAAUUAGCAUCAUCGCCCUCGAAAGCAUCUCCAGCAGCACAGCUGGAAAAAAAAACAGUGUUUGCCUGCAUAAACUGGAGGACAGACUUCCUGGAACUCUGACAUGCGCGUGCAAGAGAAGAUUUCAGCAGGGGUAGCUUGCCUGAGAAGAAGCUAGACUGCAGAUGUUUCUUCUAUGCAAGGAUCAAAGGCAGAGUGAGGGGAAGCGAUUACCUUAGAGCCAUGUUGGGUCUGCAUCUGUCAUCGUAGAACUGAACUUGGGAGAAAAAUAGCAUAUUUUUUUAAAUUUUCAGCUAUGAGUGAGGCCAGGAAGUUCUGGUAUACAUGUACAGGAGUCUGCUUUUCCAGUGUGCAUGUUGUGAAAUAAACACAAAGUUUCUCUCUCUCUUUCUCCUUCUUUAAUGUGGCACCCAAAGGAACCGGGCUGUAAAUCCAAUUUAAGGGUGGGUGGGAAUAUUAUUUCGGUUUGCUUUUGGUAAGAAUGCAUCCAGAACUUGCACAUUUGGACACCUUCAAGGUGGGAAGAAUUAGAGAGUAUUUUUUUAAAAGGGGAAAAGAACAGCAGAACCUGGCAUAGGUUCGUCCCUCCAAGACAAGGGCUUUGGAGUACUUAACAGUCUGGGGUUCCAUCCUGUAUAGCUUCUUCUGCAGUGAAUUAAGGAUGCAGGUCACUUUCUCAGAUGUUUCUUAAGGUGGUCACAUGAAAAAGAAGACAUAGGCUCACUUAUCUUUAACAGCCAUGCAGAAGAGGAAUUUCUUGAAAGUUUAGGUUGUCCUGCAGUCCACAUUCAUUGAAAUCCCUUUCCCCCCACAUCUAUUAAAAGGGCAGAAAUCCUCUCUACUUUAUCAUCUGCUGCCCUUGAUCUUACCGUUACCACUUAUAUAACAUGCAAAUGCAACAAUGAAAAACC
Pogona vitticeps (central bearded dragon) is the source of this 7886-nucleotide messenger RNA. Lineage: Eukaryota; Metazoa; Chordata; Lepidosauria; Squamata; Agamidae. The record is from RefSeq and is a predicted model, not a curated record.